AUGAAUAUACUUAUUUGGAAUUGCAAAGGGACUAUGAAGCCUUCAUUUUGUAGUACCAUUCGUGACUUAACCAAUUUCCACUCUCCAGGCAUUGUGGUGAUAACUGAAACUCGCAUAGGCGGCUCUAGAGCUGGUGAAAUCAUCCGCUUUCUACCCUUUGAUGGCAUUCAUACAACUGACCCUAUUGGCUACACGAGAGGAAUUUGGCUUAUCUGGCAAAAGAAGAUGGUUGACAUGGAUGUCCUCACUACCACAAAAAAGGAAAUUCAGGUUAAGGUAAUUAACACUCCAACUUCUUGGCUACUAUCAUCUAUUUACGGUAGUCCUAGGUUUGAGGAACGACAAGUUCUUUGGGACAAUCUUUGUUAUGUUUUUGUCCUCCAUAAUCUCCCCUGGGCUAUUGUUGGGGAUUUUAAUGAUGUGCUCAAUGGAUUAGAAAAGCUGGGUGGUAAUCCGAUUAAUUUGCAUCGUACUAUGGCCUAUAGAAACUGCAAGAAUUUCUACAAUAUGAUUGAUCUUGGAUUCUUUGAGCCCAUCUUCACUUGGACUAACCGUAGGGAGAUCACUGCCUUAAUCCAACAAAGAAUUGAUAGGUGUUGGGCUAACCCCUCUUGGAAUUUAGCCUUUUCUAAGGCUAAUGUUACUCACCUGCCAAGAAUAAGUUCAGACCACUGCUCUAUUUUUCUUAUGUCUAGCAGAUAA
Quercus lobata is the source of this 702-nucleotide messenger RNA. RefSeq lists its product as uncharacterized. The coding region runs from base 1 to 702 and encodes 233 amino acids. Lineage: Eukaryota; Viridiplantae; Streptophyta; Magnoliopsida; Fagales; Fagaceae. Gene Ontology annotation, molecular function: catalytic activity. The transcript has a single exon. The record is from RefSeq and is a predicted model, not a curated record.